This is a messenger RNA of Daphnia carinata, 1129 nucleotides long. Its product is annotated as voltage-dependent anion-selective channel protein 2-like. Lineage: Eukaryota; Metazoa; Arthropoda; Branchiopoda; Diplostraca; Daphniidae. The record is from RefSeq and is a predicted model, not a curated record. Gene Ontology annotation, molecular function: voltage-gated monoatomic anion channel activity. Bases 173 to 1018 code for a protein of 281 amino acids. Gene Ontology annotation, cellular component: mitochondrial outer membrane. The transcript has 6 exons. Gene Ontology annotation, biological process: monoatomic anion transmembrane transport.
GUCGCCCUUUGUGUGUAUCGAUACAUGGAGUAUCGAGAUCGUGUAUAUGGUUAAAUAAUCGGUCUCGUCCCAAGCAAUUUCCUUCGGCAGCAGAAAUCUUCCACACACACAGCCACACGAAGGUAGCUGGUUUUUACGUCGUCAGAAGUCUCCAGGUACAUUACUCUUAAACAUGGCUCCUCCAGUGUAUGCUGAUCUUGGCAAAUCUUCCCGUGACGUGUUUGGCAAAGGCUAUCAUUUUAGUCUGCUAAAGCUUGAAUGCAAAACGAAGACUUCCAAUGGAGUUGAAUUCACUACUGGUGGUUCUUCGAACCUUGACAGUGGCAAAGUGGUUGGAAAUUUGGAGACCAAAUACAAGGUUCCAGAAUAUGGCUUGACCUUCACUGAGCGCUGGAACACAGACAACACUCUUGGAACUGAAAUUGCCAUUCAAGAUAAAAUUGCUCAAGGAUUAAAAUUAACCUUUGAUUCCACUUUUGCUCCUCAAACAGGCAAGAAAACUGGUGUCGUCAAAGCUGAAUUCAAGCAUGACACUGCCACCUUGAAUGCUGAUGUGGACCUUAAUUGUGGCCCAACAGUCAAUGGCGCAGCCGUUUGCGGUUACAUGGGAUGGCUAGCUGGCUACCAAAUGUCAUUCGACAUGUCCAAGUCCCAGUUGACCCGCAAUAAUUUCUCCAUCGCCUAUGUAGCAAAAGAUUUCGCACUCCACACCAACGUUAACGACGGACAAGAAUUCGGUGGAGCCUUAUUCCAAAAGGUUAAUUCUAAUCUAGAAACAGGUGUCCAACUUGCCUGGACCGCCGGUUCAAAUGCCACGCGAUUCGGUAUUGGUUGCAAGUACCAGUUAGAUAACGACAGUGCAGUCCGCGCCAAGAUCAAUAACGCUUCCCAGCUUGGCCUUGGCUAUCAGCAAAAACUCCGCCAGGGUGUUACCAUUACCCUAUCGUCAAUGGUUGAUCUGAAAAACUUCAACCAAGGAGGUCACAAAAUGGGUAUGGCGCUGGAAUUGGAAGCCUAAUUUAAGAAACGUGUUUUAGCUUCUCUUGCGCAUUGUGCAAGUUUCUCAUGUAACUUUAAUCAUUGGCAAUUAUGGCAGAACCUUAGGAAAUAAAGAUCCGUUCCAGUAGUA